AUGCGUUUUAAGGAGGGCUGCUGGCAGUUUGAUGUCCCGGGCCCAGACCCGCCAAACACCCCCAUACCUCAAACCCCGGCAGGCGGCGGCGGUGGCCCCGGCGGCGGCGGCGGCGGCGGGGGCGGCGGCGGCGGCGGCGGCGGCGGGCAGGUCACGUCCAUCCGCCGCACCCGCCGCUGGCGUCACCCCACAAACGGCAUCCUAUAUGAGGAGGAGACGGAGGUCACCCAGAUGAACGCGGGCAGCGGCGGCAAGCGGCGGCCGGACGGCGGCGCAGCCCCUGGAACGAUCGCCCCGGCCGGCGCCGGCGCCGGCGCCGCGGCAGGCGCGGCGGGCGCAAUGGACGGCGCAGGCGAGGAGCCCGGGCCAAGGGGCGGGCGCAUGUACUGGGGCAAAGGGGUCGGGGGUUUCAGCUGGGUGUGGCGGCGCAGGGCGUGA
This is a messenger RNA of Monoraphidium neglectum, 438 nucleotides long. RefSeq lists its product as hypothetical. The record is from RefSeq and is a predicted model, not a curated record. The transcript has a single exon. The coding region runs from base 1 to 438 and encodes 145 amino acids. NCBI's taxonomy places the organism in Eukaryota, Viridiplantae, Chlorophyta, Chlorophyceae, Sphaeropleales, Selenastraceae.